AGGAAGAGAGAGAGAGACACACAGACACAGAGAGAAAACGCAAUUGAGCAAUGAGAGAAAGACUACAGCUUAAGAUUCUCUCUCUCUCCUUCUCGUUUUCUCUCUCUUCUUCUUUCUAUGAUUGUUGAGCUGAACAACGAGCCGGUGCGGAAGGCCGAGUGAACUGAGUCGGACUCGGCCGAGUUAUGGGCUGCUGCCUGUCCUUGCUUCCACCGCGACGGCAGAAGACGGAAGAGAAGAACAACAACAACAACGGCAGGCUACAACAGCAGCAGAAUCAGAAUCAGUAUCAUCCUCAGCAGAACAACAAAAGCGCGGCCUCGGCGUUUAACAACGCCACGUCGUAUGCGAGCAGCAACGGUCCGGGAGUGUCCAACGGAAACGACGCCGUAACGGUGCCGGGUUUCUCGGAGUUCUCGCUGGCGGAGCUGAGAGCGGCGACGAACAACUUCAGCUCCGACUUCAUCGUCUCCGAGAGCGGCGAGAAGGCCCCCAAUGUCGUCUACAAGGGGAGGCUACAGAAUAACAACAACCGCCGCUGGAUCGCCGUCAAGAAAUUCGCCAAGCUGGCCUGGCCGGACCCCAAACAAUUCGCCGAUGAAGCUUGGGGAGUAGGGAAGCUGAGGCACAAGAGGCUUGCGAAUUUGAUCGGAUAUUGCUGCGACGGCGACGAGAGGCUGCUGGUGGCUGAGUACAUGCCUAAUGAUACUCUUGCCAAGCAUCUCUUCCACUGGGAAAAUCAGACCAUUGAGUGGACCAUGCGAUUAAGAGUUGCUCUAUCCAUUGCUGAAGCAUUGGAUUAUUGCAGUAGUGAAGGCCGUCCGUUGUACCAUGACUUGAAUGCGUAUAGGGUUCUCUUUGAUGAGAAUGGUGAUCCUCGACUUUCUUGUUUUGGGUUGAUGAAAAACAGUAGGGAUGGAAAAAGUUACAGCACUAAUCUCGCCUAUACUCCUCCUGAAUAUCUUAAAAAUGGAAGGGUGACUCCGGAAAGUGUUACCUUCAGUUUUGGGACUGUCCUUUUAGAUCUUCUCAGUGGGAAGCACAUACCUCCAAGUCAUGCUCUUGAAAUGAUUCGGGGUAGAAACAUUCUUCUGUUAAUGGAUUCACAUCUUGAGGGUAAUUUUUCAACUGAAGAGGCAACCGUGGUUUUUGAUCUUGCUUCACAAUGUUUGCAAUAUGAACCUAGGGAGCGGCCGAAUACCAAAGACCUUGCUGCAACACUUGCCCCACUGCAAAAUAAAUCUGAUGUUCCAUCGUAUGUGAUGCUGGGAAUUCCAAAGCAUGAGGAAGCACCUCCGACUCCACAACACCCUCUUUCUGCCAUGGGUGAUGCCUGUUCAAGGAUGGACCUGACAGCUAUCCAUCAGAUAUUGGUAAUGACACACUACAAAGAUGAUGAAGGAACCAAUGAGUUGUCUUUCCAAGAAUGGACUCAGCAAAUGAAAGAUAUGUUGGAUGCAAGAAAGCGUGGAGACUUGGCAUUCCGUGACAAAGAUUUUAGAUCUGCGAUAAAUAGUUAUUCUCAGUUCAUAGAUGUUGGGACCAUGGUUUCUCCAACUGUCUAUGCACGGAGAAGUCUUUGUCAUCUGCUUUGCGAUCAACCAGAUGCUGCCCUCCGAGAUGCAAUGCAAGCACAAUGUGUCUACCCCGACUGGUCCACUGCGUUUUACAUGCAGGCAGUUGCUCUUGCCAAGCUAGAUAUGCACAAGGAUGCAGCUGACAUGUUGAAUGAGGCUGCUGCGCUUGAAGAAAAAAGAAAACAAAGAGGGAGAUGAUCGUGAAAACUGCCUUGUAAUUAUUUGUUCCUGUAUUACAAUUGCCACCAUAUUGUUGUAUCAAGCUGCUACAGCUGUUGUUGUAACAAAACAUGCAGGUUUAUGUACAAUAGAAAAUGGGAGUUGUUUCAAUCAAAAAUGUCAGAUUUUUUUCUGCAUC
Molecule: messenger RNA, 1935 nt
Organism: Fragaria vesca subsp. vesca
Lineage: Eukaryota; Viridiplantae; Streptophyta; Magnoliopsida; Rosales; Rosaceae
Product: probable serine/threonine-protein kinase At4g35230-like
Exons: 9
Coding region: 186-1775 (529 amino acids)
Biological process (GO): protein phosphorylation; brassinosteroid mediated signaling pathway
Molecular function (GO): ATP binding; protein kinase activity; protein binding
Source: RefSeq, a predicted model, not a curated record